This is a messenger RNA of Eurytemora carolleeae, 1742 nucleotides long. RefSeq lists its product as uncharacterized. Bases 402 to 1301 code for a protein of 299 amino acids. The transcript has 8 exons. Lineage: Eukaryota; Metazoa; Arthropoda; Copepoda; Calanoida; Temoridae. The record is from RefSeq and is a predicted model, not a curated record.
UUUUUUCAGUACUAUUUCUGUUAACGGUGGUUAGUUUAGCUAGUGAUGUAUUGUAUAUUCUGGAUACCUUGAAAAUCUUAAAUUCUCUAUUCUCUCUCAACCCGGAGAAAUCAAUCCCACUUGAAUCUCCGAUAUCACCGGUAUCUCCGGAACCAAAGCUCACUGAUCUUUAUUUGGCAACAGGAUAUUUGAGUAUCUUGCCCUUUUUCCUACCGGGGUUUCUGUUUCCGGUUGAACAGCUCUUCUCAAACCCGGAGACAAGGUUCGGUUUUCCUUUCAUCCUUCUCCGGGUAUCCCUAGUUCCUCUGUAUCCUCUCUUUCUCAUCCUAGUGAGAGCAGGGCGUGUUGUCUCCGGACUGAGAAGAAGUAGAAGAAGGGUUCAAGGUUCAAGGAUCAGUAGAAUGGAUUUCAGAAUCUCUGAGAUUGAUCUUGUUUUGAGGAUUCAUCCACAGAUUUUUCUUCAUUUCUGUCACAUUCUUCUAAACACAAAUAAUCUCUCAUCCUACUUACAGUUUUUGUCUUUAGGAUUGAAUGUUGUGUAUCUGGUAUCCUGCUCCCUUCACAAUAUCCUGUAUCCUGAACACUGUUGUAUCCAAACCCAACUCUUCCAACCUUCUUAUCAUCCGUCCCAAGAUUGCACGGAUGGUGAAACAAUUGAGAUGGAUGUAAUAGCAGACCUGGAGAAAACUUCGACAGAGGUUCAAUCCUCCCAGGGUCCUAAAAAUCAGGAUCUUGAAUCUUCUCAUCCCCUGGUUUGCCGUCUGGAGAGCCAGGACGUUUUCCACAAAUCGGAGGAGAACCUGGAGAGAAGAGAGAACCCGAACCUUCUUCUGGUCCUAGUUCUAGUUCUAGUUCUACUCCUCAACUCAGGGUUCAGAGUUGGUUCUCUUGCUCUUCUUCUUAUUCUGCUCAGGUUCUGGAGUUUAAUCUACUUAAUCCUUCUUCUUCUGGUUCUCUUUAUCCUCAGUCGAACUUCAAACCAACCUCUCUGUAUCCUUCUAACUACCGUCCCGUACAGAUUCUGCACCCUGAGAAACCAAUCCUCUUCCUUGGAUCAAGCUCUGAGUAGUAUCUGGAGAAUGAGUCUGAACAGCUGGGUUUGGUUUGGAGUCCCCUGUUUGCUCCUGUAUGUUCUUGUAGCAGGGAAUCCAUACCUGCUUCCACACUGGCAGGAGUUAAACCUAAUCAAGGAUAUCAACUACUUUAUCAGUUUUGAUUUAUCAAUUCUCUGUUUCGGUCUACUCUCUCUUCCCUUCUCUUAUCUUCUAAACCAGAAAAUAUUAAGGAGAACAUCCGAUUAGAAAACAUGAAGUGUCUCAGACGACUCAGGACAAGAGGAAAAAAAUCAAUAUGAAAUUAUUAUAAAAUUUCCAUUAAAAUUUUUCAGCAACAAAAACUAACAUUUAAAUGUUGUUUGAAGGAAAAGCACGAGUCAGUGCCGAUAAAGUGCCAUCGGACUAAUCUAUGUGUGACCUACGAAUAAUAUUGGCCAUUGGUAUAAAAAACACUUCAAGAAUAAUAUUAAGGUCAUAACUUCUGUAUUUGAAUUCAAUUCUUUAUUCGCUCUAUUUCACGGAAUUAAUUUUAAUUCCUUCAAUUCAAAGUUUUACACUGUAAAUAUAUAGUUAAGUCGUUGUGAUGGCCGGGAUUUCUUAAGUUUCGUCUUUAAUUUGGUCUUUUAGGUCCUUUUGUUAUUUUAAAAUGAGAUAAAAUUUGUUUUUAAUAAUAAAUAUUAUAUAACU